CUAACCCUAAACCUAAUUCUAACCCUAACCCUAAAGCUAGCACUAAAUCUAAAUUUUGAUCAUACUAAAUUCCAUCAAAAUAAUAUAUAGUUCAGUGAUACUUGCUCUUAGUUUAUUGUUUUUUAAACUUCUGGGAUGGAGAGUUACAUCCUCUUAAGAACGUAGUAAACAAAAUGGCGUAUUUUUCAUUACAACAACAAUAUUACCGAAUUAAUAUAUAAAUUUUAUAUUAUGAAAAAUCAUAGUUUGUGAACAAAAUAAGUUGAAUUAAUAUAUACAUUUUAUAUUAUGUCGCUCUCCUUCAGAUCUACUUGUCUUGUGCUAGACUAACUAGAUCUAGACUCUAGAGUCUAGUAUUGACAUUGUGAUUGUUAUUGUUAUUGUACAAACUGUAACAAACUCAACUGUAACAACAAGAUCGACGAUAAAGAUUCAAGAUGUCCGAAGAUAUAUCCCUUUUGAAUUUCUUUGUUUUUAAUUCGGAAUAUGGACCAAGAGAAGGAGAGGAAGAGAAAAAAAUAUUAUUUUACUACCCAGGAGAAGUUGAUGUGGAUACAAAGAUCAAGAGAGUAGGAUUAAGUGAAGCAAUUAUCAAGUUUUCUGAAACUUUUUCAGAUAAACCCUGUCAGAGUCUUCAUACCCAAAAGACAAGGCAAGUUUUCUAUGAACCAGAACAAUGUUUUUGGAUUGUUAUGACUGUUGCCAUCCCAUUCAAAGAAAAAAUAAAAGAUGGACAGCCUUUUACAGAGUACAGAGAUGAUCAUGUUCAGGACUCAGUGUAUGAAGCCAUUCUAAGACAAGCUUAUAAAAUGUUUAAGCUCUUCAAUGGAACAUUUACCACAAUUCUAGCUCGUGCUAAUGGUGAAGUUGAGGCAUUAAAGCAAAGACUUGAACACUUUUAUGACAAGUAUCUGUUGACUCUGAAACUUGCUCAAGGUGAUAUACUAGAUGUCUUCAAUGGAAUACACUUUUUACCACUUGAUAAAAAUACUUAUCUACGGAUUCAGUGUUUCAUCAACAGUCUGGAGGCAACAUUUCCCUUUGUCAAAUACACAGCUUUCUUAUACAAUGAAAAGCUUGUCUGGAGUGGGCUAGAACAAGAGGACAUGAGGAUAAUGUACAAAUAUUUAACUCACAGCCUGUUUCCUACCUUUAUGGAGCAAGAGUUACAUGGUGGUCAAAAUAGGCCACCAGUUACUUCUGGUCAUUAUGGAAAAUUCAUGACAGGACCUCCUAAUCUGAAUGAUGAUCGCAAUAUGGGAAAACUGCCCAGGGUGUAUGUCAACACUGAGGAAAUUGAUGAAGAAUGUUAUCUUUUAGUUUACACUGCUUUAAGUGCUACAAUAUGUUUACUAGUCAAUGUGAGAAGUCCACUAACUGUGCCUUUGUGUCGUAAGCUGGACUCCAUGUUGGGCCCUCAGAUGACCAAAUUAGCUUCAGAUAUUAGCGAGCAAUACAAUAAACGAGUGGCUGCAUUGAAUUCUACAGAGCCUGUAUUUAAAUAUGUCUACUUCAACCACAUGAACUUAGCUCAACAGACAACAGUGCACAUUGACCUUCAAAAAAGGUCAGGGGUAAAUAUUCAUAAAGAUGUCUUGCGACUUCUUGGAGAUAUAAAUGCAGAUCUCACAAAAGAGAAUGAAGAUGGUGAGACCAUUGUGAAAACAACAUCUGAUGUUUGGGUCGUGGGUAAAAAAUCAGAUCAAAGAGAGUUUUAUGUCAUCAUAACCCAGAGAACAGCUAAUUUGAUAGACAUUAAUGAAGAAGUAAAAAGGUUGUGCAGUACCUACUUGAACAGCAUAUUUUUUCUAGAUUGAACUUGAUUGACCCGAUUCUGCACUGAUGAUUUUGUUUUAAAUGAAUGAGUCCUACUAAAUGAUAAAAAAAACUAUUUAAUUUAUUUAUUGUAUGACUGAGACAAAUGUGUGUGCUUUUGUCAUAGCUCAUGACAUUAACAACUUUGUAAAUAAAAAUGUUAGGUUGGAUUAGAAAAUAAGAGCAUUAACAUAAGAAGCUUUUAUUCUUUAAAUAAGCACAAGUUUUAGAUUUUUUAAAGAACUGUAUUCAAUGUGUACAUUUAAAAUAACUAGUCAAAACAUAAUUAUAGAAAUUUGUUAUUGACCUUGUUUUAUGGAUUUUUUUAGUGGUAGUACUAGCUGAUUGUUUAGGUGAGUUUUUUUUAUUCUUUAACAAAUACAUAUUUGGUCUCUAUACAUUUGUGCACAUGGAAAUUUGCAAUUUAUUAUUUUUGGUUUGAAUAUAAAUCUGAAAAUCCACUUCAAACAAUGCAAUGUUUUUUCUGUUUUUUCUUCCUCUCAGACUGUGUUAAGAUUAAUUAAAUAAAACCCAUAGUCUCAAUUUAUUUAUAACUUUUAAUCACUAAGCAAAUAUUUGUAUUCAUUUUACUUUGCUUUUGGUUGACACUAAAUGGGUCCUUCUUAUUUAUCUCCCCUGAAUUAUUUUUUUUUAACACAACAAAAUUAUUGUCAAAGAUAAUUAUUGCUGUUGUAAUAGAUUUACCAAUAUUAUAUCUUUAAAUGGCUUUGCAGUAGAUUAUAUUUCUGCUUAAUCAAAUGUCCUAGGUUUUAAUUCUGCUCUCGCACAGGUUAGGAAGAUAUUAAAUUGUCCCCAUGAUGGUCCAGAAUUUUAAGCCUGCUUACUUCCAUCCCCUGCUGUCAUAUAGGAGGUUUUGGUUAGGUCAUAAUUAUCUUAGUUUCUGAAGGAACGCCUGAAACCUUUUUUUUAAAAUCCCAUUUUUGUAACAUGGAUAAAGCAUAGAAGCUGACAUUGGUCCUUGCCAUUUUUUAAUUUUCAAAACUCUUAUCACUGAAAAGUAUAAUUGUACUAAGCUGCAUUUGAGACAUUUGUUUUUUCUCACGAGAGUACUUAUGCAGGCAUAUAAAUGAGUCACAUGAUUUAUUAAUUUAAUGAUAAUACUGAUAGCACUUGGUGAACAAAUCCAGCCCAAUAUUUAAACACUAAACCCUUCUAAGAAGUGACUAGAUUGAUACAUUGUCAAAGUUAAAAACCUAAAUUAAUUUCAUUAAGCCUCCUGUGACAAAAAGCCAGAAGACAUUCAGUUAUGUAAGUUCUGUGGUCAUUUAUUGGCUCAUUUUUGUGUGUGUGAUUUGUUUAUUCAUUUUGACUUGUAGGAACCAUGGGAUGGAAGGCUUUCAAGUUGUGCCUAUCAUUCAUUGAGGAAUCAAACUAGAUUUCACUAAACAUGUUAGUAUGUAACAUGCUAGUAACUUGACUAGAAUUUUCAUGAAGUGGGUUUUAUUAUACAAGUACAUACUUGAACUAACACUAAUGCAAGUUCAAUUUUCAGUCAUUUUUUAUGUGAAUAAUUGCUGGUGUGAAAAAAAAAAAAAAAAACAAGAUGAUUCCAUUAUGUCAUAUAAGAAAUGUUUUGAUAAACUGCCUGGUUGUUUGGUGUGUGAUCCUGACUGUCAUCAGCUGCCCUCCAGCAGUAGAUUUGUGUUAAGGUGUACUAGGGGCCUAAUAAUCUUCAAUUAUGAAUCAACAUCCAAAACAAUCAAAUGAAUACCAGUAAUUUAGAUUGCUAACAUGGUUCAGGAAUGAACUAUGUUCACAAUUCUUGAUGCACAAGUGAUGUGAUGGUAAGGUAAGGCGUGUAACUAACAUAGUGAUUGUUUUUUUUUUUAUAGUUCUAGUACAUUCCUGAAUUAUAACAGCUAUUAUACAACAUACCAUUAACAGAGUAUAGAAAGUCCUAUCAGUGUGCUCUCUGCUACUACUACUAUACAAGUUUUGUGUACCCAAGACACAUUUCUAUUUCAUAGACUGCCUGGUAUGUUUUAUGGAAUGUAAUUGAUUCUGUGUAGCAAAACAAAUGUUCUUAUUUAAUUUGUUUAUGUUUCAUUAUUAAAUUAAUUAUUCUAUUACACCACCAAGCUACUUCUUAAAUAUGUCUGAUUAAAAUGUUUUGUCUAGCUUCCUGCUGUUUUUGGAAUUUCCAAACAUUUCUAAGAUAAAUCAAAUAGGACAAGCCAGAUGUUUAUUCACUUUUAUUUUACAAGGGGGAAGACAAUGACAUUUUUGUUGUUUGUUACAUUAAAUUUCUGUUUCAUUUUC
Biomphalaria glabrata is the source of this 4095-nucleotide messenger RNA. RefSeq names its product vacuolar fusion protein CCZ1 homolog. The coding region runs from base 438 to 1817 and encodes 459 amino acids. Gene Ontology annotation, biological process: vesicle-mediated transport. Lineage: Eukaryota; Metazoa; Mollusca; Gastropoda; Planorbidae. The transcript has 13 exons. The record is from RefSeq and is a predicted model, not a curated record. Gene Ontology annotation, cellular component: intracellular membrane-bounded organelle; Mon1-Ccz1 complex.